Colletotrichum graminicola M1.001 is the source of this 2898-nucleotide messenger RNA. RefSeq names its product WD repeat domain-containing protein. The record is from RefSeq and is a predicted model, not a curated record. The transcript has 4 exons. Bases 1 to 2898 code for a protein of 965 amino acids. NCBI's taxonomy places the organism in Eukaryota, Fungi, Ascomycota, Sordariomycetes, Glomerellales, Glomerellaceae. Gene Ontology annotation, molecular function: protein binding.
AUGAAGUCCAUGGAUGCUGGCCGUCGCAAUGAUGAUCAGGAGCCAAGCCCACCACCGCCUCCCGUAUCCGUCUUCGAGCCUCGACUUUCAACCCCCAUUAGCCGCGAAGGUUCCUCGACCGCUCAGAAAUCGCCGCGCGGGUCAGACCCUCAUGGUAGCAGCUUUCCUACAUUUGCCAAGAAGACGCCCACGAAGCUCGUCCGAUCUACAAGCCCGAACGCAAAAGACGUCAAGCCUGCCAAGGCUUCGCCUGCCACCGUCCAAUCCCCCGCCGCAAUCGAUCCGCUAUCACAGCACAUCCUGAUUCGAACAAACACCGAUCACACUGUCCCUCUUCAGCUUCGGAGACGUCCGGAAAGCCCAAACCCCGACCCAGAACAGCCUUCCAAGCUGCCGCCCUACACCUUUGAUGCCAGCAAAGACAAAAAAAAAGGGCCGUCAUUUCUGAGUCGAUUGAACAUACGUGGAGGGAGGCGACGCGAUGAUGAUGAUGAGGACUCUGUCUUCAGCGACCACCGAAUCGACGGGACGAACGCCCAGGCACUUUCCUCAGCCAUUGGCUCAGGAUACAUCCCUCACCACAAGGAGCCGCCAAGAUACAUCCGGGUCAAGGCACAUAACAAGAAGACACGCGAAUUCAACCGCAUGUUUCUUUCCCAGGAGCUGAUGAUUCCGGAAUCCGAACCAACUAGCGACAAGAACACGGCCGUGACAGCGUCGAUUGACACUGGGCGAUCGAAUAACAGCGGAGCCAUCUGGGCUACCGAAUUCAGCACUGAUGGCAAGUACUUUGCUGCCGCGGGCAAAGAUCAAGUCGUGAGGGUCUGGGCAGUGAUAUCAACUCACGAGGAACGACGGCGGCAUGAAGAGGAAGAAAAUGCUAGAGGAGAUCAUGGAGAAAGGUUAAGUGCGCCUGUCUUUCGGAGUAAGCCAGUCCACGAGUUCCAAGGGCACACUGGCGAAGUACUUGACCUCAGCUGGAGCAAAAACAACUUUUUGUUGUCCUCUUCGAUGGAUAAGACUGUCCGUCUCUGGCACAUGAGCAGGAAGGAGUGUCUUUGCACGUUCAAGCACAAGGACUUUGUCACCUCAAUUGCAUUCCAUCCCACCGACGACAGAUUCUUCUUGGCGGGAUCUCUAGACUCGUCUCUACGUCUAUGGAGCAUUCCCGACAAGGCGGUGGCCUAUUCCACUCAGUUGUCGGACCUGAUCACGGCAGUGGCCUUUUCGCCUGAUGGAAAGACGGCCAUUGCUGGGGGUCUCUCAGGAAUGUGCAUGUUCCACGACACCGAGGGUCUUAAGCAGACUACCCAGCUGCAUGUUCGUUCGUCAAGGGGCAAGAAUGCCAAGGGAAGCAAAAUCACGGGAAUCAAGACAAUGGCCAUUGAUGACGAGGUCAAGGUUUUGAUCACGUCCAAUGAUUCGAGAGUCCGCAUCUACAACCUGCGCGACAAAAGUCUAGAGUGUAAGUUCAAGGGCUACGAGAAUACCUGCAGUCAGAUCCAUGCCGGUUUUAGCGACAAUGGACAAUGGAUUGUCUCUGGGAGCGAAGAUAAGAGAACGUAUAUCUGGUCGGUGCAUUCCGGGGACUCGGAGAGGGACAAAUCAUGCGAGUAUUUCGAUGCGCAUUCCGAUCGAGUAACAACAGCAGUUUUUGCACCGACACAGUCACGGCAGCUCCUUGGCGGCUCGGGGGAUCCUCUGUACGACCUCUGUAACCCACCGCCAGUGACUCUCAUGAGCCUUCAAGAAUCAAUUGCCAGUCAAAAGGGCAUUUCAGAUGACGAGAAACCGCAUAUCAAGAGACCGGAGGAAUCGCCAGCAUACAUUGAGAAGUCUAACCAUUUUGACGGCCAAAUUCUUGUGACCACGGAUCAAUCCGGUGUUAUCAAGGUUUUCCGUCAAGAUUGCGCAUACAUUAAACGGCGUCAUGAGAGCUGGGAAACCGGCUCAACAUUCUCUCGUCGGCUUGGAGGUAGCAUCAUAGGACGUAGUGGAAGUGUAGCGACGCGCACUAGUGUCGGCAGUCAUCCUCGGUCUCGUCGCGGGUCAAUGUCACGCCUGGCCGCCGCCCCUGGCGCUGCUCAGUUGAGCUCGGACAUCAAUACUUGGCGACAUGGGAUCGAGAACGGGCGCCCGAACUCCAUGAUCAUCACUCCUUCGCAGAGCGAGUACUCCUUGUCACCUGGCAAACCUACGCAAACGCCUGUCAACGCAAGUGCUGGGAACAUUGCAUCUGGGGCACGAAGACAACCAUACGGGUCACCACAGACACGUCCGCAACUUCCGGCGAGUCCCACGUCGAGCCGGGCCUCCCGUGACCGGGCUCCUUCCAUCCCACCCACUCCAAGUUUUUCGUUUCUCUCCGCAGACGACGACAGCGACGAGCUGCAACGCGACACCACAGGGCCCAAUCAUUCUUUCUGGAAUCUUAACCGUUGGAAAGGGAUCUCAUCACUGAGGUCAUCCGUAUCAUUCAGCAAUGCCAACACAUCACUCUCACAAGUGGGACAGGGGCGAAACAGCAUGGGUGCAGCAGACACGACACACACAGCCGCCAGCAACGGCACCAAGGCUUCUCGACGAAAGAGCAUUGGCCCGGGCAUAUACGACAAGGCGGUCGAGGAAGAGCAGGAUGGUAAGACGAAGGUGCUGGAAAAUGCGACUGAUAAAGCCGAGAACGAUGGCCAGCUUCUGCGGCCUGUCGGUAAUGGUUCAAACAUUCGAUUCUUGAAUGCUGUUGUCAGUCGCCUGAGCUCUGAACUCAGUAGUGAUGGCGGGGAACAACUACCUUGUCAAAAGUGCGCGAAUAAGGACUUCAAGGCGAAGAGAGUGGGCGGCAGACAACGCCUCAUUUGCGUACAUUGUGGCAAGCUUGCUGACGACGGCAAGCAAUGA